AUUAUAGUUGUAUGCAUAUUGUGACAAAAUAAACAAUAUUUGUUGAUUAGAGUAUAUAAUAUAUACGUGAUCUGUACACGCUUUGGUAUAAGCAGACAUGCGCACAGCAAGAAUACAACGUGAGCGAAUGCGAAUAUACAAGGGUAUUCGUUCGACAGCGUGGGUUAUGUUGAUUAUCGGGAUACUGGUGGUUUCCUCUGGUUUUGCAAUACAAGGCGAAUACAGCAAGGUCCAUUGGAUCAAGCGCGACCCUAAUUACAUAGACACUCGUUGCUUGUAUGAAAUACCUGUACCAGAAACGUACGAACAAUAUUGGUGUGGCUUCUUGGUCUCUUUUACCGCUUUUAUUCUUCUUGCUAACCACAGUCAAUGGCCCGUCAUAGAAAAACAACUCCCGACACUUUUAAAGAAGAAAUCAUCUUUCUGGGUAAUGGUUGUUCUAUCGAUGUUCUCCGGGUUGGCGGUCAUGAGCCAGGAUGGAGAAACUUUGGGGAGAGUUCGCCAAUAUGAUUUAAGUAGCAGUCGUUGCGAAGAAUACGAUCACGCUCAAGACGAAGCAAACAGAUUUCAUCUCCGCCAAAUAUUGCGAUGGUUGUACUUAGUUGUUUUAUCUGCAAAUGCCCUCGUUGUGGUUUGUCUCAUGCUGAUCAUUUCGUUCUUCGCUAACUGGAUCCUGGAUGUCAUAGUGAGUGUUUCUAAUCUUGAGCAUGAAAGUUCCGUGGGAGAUCUACCACCCCCGGCUUAUACACCUGAGCAUUUUCCAAGUUUUGCCAACGAUGUUCAACAAGAUCGUAUGCCACUGCUGGCCAAUGAAGCACCAUACCAGCGUGUACCACUGCAUGACAAUACGUCACAGUACUAUCAUGCACCAGUGAUGCCUGAUCAGCAGGAUAACAACCAUAUGCUCGCGCAUGGCAGUGAGCUGCGACAACAGCUCCACCAACAUACGUCACCACAAUCGGCCCCAGUAACACGCGAGUGUGCUGAUCGUCUACCUCCGCGUAAUAACUCCCAACAUUCACCGUGUCCUCAUUGCAAUCAUUCAUGCCGCCCACAAGAGAGUCUCCCCACCACAAUAUCGUCGCAACGCGAUACACAAGAAGAUUGCCAACCACAACAACAACAACAACCACAACAACAACAAGAACAACAGCCAAAACAACAACAACAACAACAACAACAAGCAUGCACAAAAUAGUCGUGUAAAGUUUGAUCAUGCGGACAUCCAACAACAAUGACAUUAUUAUUCUUUCUUGCACCUCUUGAUUAAAUAUUAUGUUAUAUAUAUAUAAGAGGUGAAAGAAAGAAUAACGUCAAUUGCUGUUCUGCUAUUACAUAUAUACAAAUAUAAUAAUAUAUAAAAAUUGUAGAAAAAUAAAUUUAAAAGGAAAUUUUUUAAAAGCUAAUAUAAUGGAACUAUUGUAUGGAUUUCAGUUGAAAAUUGU
Messenger RNA from Dendronephthya gigantea, 1445 nucleotides. RefSeq lists its product as uncharacterized. NCBI's taxonomy places the organism in Eukaryota, Metazoa, Cnidaria, Anthozoa, Malacalcyonacea, Nephtheidae. The record is from RefSeq and is a predicted model, not a curated record. The coding region runs from base 98 to 1198 and encodes 366 amino acids. The transcript is spliced from 5 exons.